GCUUGCGUUUCAAAUCAGUGAUUAGCAUGUGACAGUCCCAUCCCGGGAAACGUCAAACCACCAUUACAGUUCUCUCUCCUUUCCUGCACAGUGCUAAUUCCCAACUCUGGCAACCGCCAGUGCUGAAGGAUCUUCAGACAGCCUGGGGGUUCAGACCAGCUGACCCAUCGCAGGGCUCACAUGUGGGCAGCUCUAAGCCAUGGGAUGUUCCCAGUGACCAGCCAGAACCUUCCAGAGUAAGGACAGGAGUCCCUCCGAGGACGCACACCCUAUAGCAGCCAUGGACUCAAACAAACAAGAAGGAGAGACUGAAAGUGUGCCUGUGAGUACCCCUGCAACACAGAUUUCCCAGGACUCAAGCGCCUGAGUUCCCCGGGGUGGCUGUCCUCUUACCAUCAGUGCUCCAGUUUUGGACUCAGUUUAUAACCAGAUGUUAGGCCGAAUUUCUGUUGUAAAGUUGCAGGCAUUAGCCUCUGAGUUGAAGGCGGGUUUCACAGAAGCAAUGCAGGAGCUGUCACGGAUCCAGCAUGGCGAGUACGCCCUGGAGGAGAAGGUCAAGAGCUGCCGCUGUGCCAUGGAAGAGAAAGUGGCUGAGAUGAAGAAUUCCCUCAACACGUUCAAGGAGGAGCUCAGCGAUGCAAAAUCAAUGAUUGAAGAAAUCAGUGCCAAGCAGGAGGAAAUGCAACAGAAAAUUGAGCAGCUGCAGCAAGAGAAGAGGCGGGAAUCACGGAAAAUGAAAGCUAAAAGAGCACAGAAGGAUGAUCAUGGGUCACAGACGGUACCUACACCUCUCCAGGGCAGCCCAUUUCGAUCCAUUAACCUCCCAGAACCUGUGCUGAUCAAUGAAGAUUUUACAAGUCUUUUACACAAUGUGACUUAUGAAAAAGUGUCUGACACCAGGAUCAUGCCAAUGGGAGAAGGAAGCGUGAAAGUCGUAGGAGGCCCAGGAGCACCCAUAGAGACAGAUGACAGCCUGAAGCCAUCUUUGACAACAGAGGGGCAGCCAAAAGUACAUCUGCCAUCAACAGUGUGGAAGCAGCCCAAGGACACCAAGGACUGGGGAGAUGAAUACAUUUCAAAAGAGCAACCAGAGAGAGGGAAAGACAUGGGCCAAAGCAGAUACAGCUCAGCUGACAACAUUAUAUGUGAACCCUCUUUGGCUGUCAAAAGGCAGAACAUCGCUUUGGAGCUGCUGGAGUCAGAAAGGAAAUAUGUCAUCAACCUUUCCCUAAUCCUGAAGAUCAAGGCCACGUUGCAAGGCCCAGAUGUGAAAAGGAGCACCAAAGAGAGAAGUUUCUUCCCCAACUCUUUGCGGUACCUGGUCCAGCAGCAUGUCGACCUACUUCACGCUCUGCAGGAGCGAGUCCUGAGCUGGCCACGACAAGGAAUUCUAGGAGACAUCUUCCUGAAAUUAACAAAUGACGAGAAUAACUUCUUGGACUACUACGUUGCUUACCUGAGGGACCUGCCAGAAUGCAUCUCUCUGAUCCAUGUGGUGAUCCUGAAGGAGGUAGAAGAAGAAAUCAAGUCUGAUCUCUACAUUCUGUUCUUCCAUAUAGUCCAGCGAAUCCCUGAAUACCUUAUUCAUCUACAGAAUGUCCUGAAAUUCACGGACCAAGAGCAUCCUGACUAUUACCUGCUGCUGGUGUGUGUGCAGCGCCUCCGGGUUUUCAUCUCACACUAUAGUCUCCUCUUCCAAUGCAAUGAAGACCUCCUUAUACAGAAGAGGAAAAAGCUGAAGAACACGACGAUGGAUUUCUCCUCCCUCAGGUCAUCCCUGGUGAAGCUGUACAAAGGUCUUACCUCCCAGUGUACGAGCCAAGAGGUUUCUCCAACACCCAGUGCGACAUCUAUCCGGGACAGUGGGAUCCACUCAGAAGAGACAAUACAGUCAUUCCCACCAGCACCUUCCUCUGGCACCACAACCCCGCAUUUGAUGCCCCAGAUGAAGAAACCCCAGCCAACUGUGAUGGAGAACAUCCAGGCUGUAAAGUCCCCUGACUGGGAAAUGGAAAGUAGAAAACAUGAGAGGCCAGAGAACAUCCUUGCAUCCUCCCAGCUCACAGAGCAGGAACUCAAGGCUUUGACAGCCCCUUUACAAUCCAUCCCUGAAAUGGAGUAUGAGGCACCGCCAGCUGAUGCGGUGGGAAACACCGACAGAGCCAUCAGGACCUCUGUGGAGCUGCUGCAGGAUGCGAGAAACUUUGCACCAAGCUAUGAAGAGUUUGACUACCCCGGGGAGGUUUUCACCCUGCCAGGACCCUAUGAAGAUGAUGCCUUCCAAAACAUCGCUCUCUUUGAGAAUUGCUCCCCAGCCUCUUCCGAGUCCAGCUUAGACAUUUGCUUCCUUAGGCCUGUUAACUUCACAUCAGAACCAGAGAGGACAGAUCAUGCCUUACAGCCAUUGCCUAAGAGCUGCACUCCUGUAAGCAGCAGUACUUACAAGCGUGAGAUGUUCCACAGCAAAGGCAAGCAGCUGAGCAGGUCUCUGAAGGAGCUGCCAAGGAGCGCUGAGGGUGUGAGCACCAGGCUCUACAGCACACGGAGCAGCAGCGGGAGCCGGCUGCAGCAGAAGCAGGAGAGGAAUGUCCAGCCUCACAUGAUCUCAGCCUCAUCUCGAAGCUCCCAAAGGAGCUACUUCCCCCCACAGAGAGGAGCGGGUGAAAAACAGAGCUUUUUGGAAGAGCUCCAUGCAGAAGACAACACCAGGUUCUGCCAGAAGGAUGACAAUGAGCAAACAUCCUUCAGCGACCACAACCCACGGCACGAGCCCAAGGGGGGUUUCCGGAGCUCCUUCCGCAAGCUCUUCAAAAAGAAAUAAGCAGCCCCAGGAAAGGCAGGCCACAGCCUAAGUGCAACAGUGCUUCCCCAGGUCCCCGAGGGUGGAGGCAGACAGCAAGGCCCCAAGUACCCCUUUGCUAACACAGUAGGUGGAGGGGUGGGGGAGAGAAGACUGUCACAAUUGCCUUACAAAUGCAUCCCUGCUCUUAGCACAGGGCAGGGCCAGGCUAUGGGUUGAAGUGUAGCUCAGCCAGCAGGUCCAGUAAGCACAGGAACUUGCUAGCCUUCACCCCUGCCUGACUGAACUUUCCUCAGAAAGUUUUGGAAAGCUUUGGCCAAAUCCCUGUAUCUUCUUCUCCCCCUCAUCCCCCAACGCUGCUUGAUUUGCCAUCCGUCUCUUCCAAAUUCAAGCCAGGUCUAAUUUGGGCUCACCCCACAAUAGCAGGGUUACCUCUGCAGCCUUGGCAUCCUGCCCAGAAGCCUGAAAUCCCUUCUUUUCUCCACUUUCAUUCCCCCCCCCAAAAAAAACC
This is a messenger RNA of Pezoporus occidentalis (night parrot), 3311 nucleotides long. It is a transcript of the gene ARHGEF33, whose product is annotated as Rho guanine nucleotide exchange factor 33. The record is from RefSeq and is a predicted model, not a curated record. Lineage: Eukaryota; Metazoa; Chordata; Aves; Psittaciformes; Psittacidae. The transcript has 17 exons. The coding region runs from base 431 to 2821 and encodes 796 amino acids. Gene Ontology annotation, molecular function: guanyl-nucleotide exchange factor activity.